This is a messenger RNA of Biomphalaria glabrata, 5515 nucleotides long. Its product is annotated as neuroglian-like. The transcript is spliced from 24 exons. Gene Ontology annotation, biological process: cell-cell adhesion. The record is from RefSeq and is a predicted model, not a curated record. Bases 106 to 4242 code for a protein of 1378 amino acids. Lineage: Eukaryota; Metazoa; Mollusca; Gastropoda; Planorbidae. Gene Ontology annotation, molecular function: protein binding.
UCGCAAAAGUCGCAGGUAAGGUUAUCGUUUCCUGGUGACCUAAUUUUAAAAACGCCGUACUAUGGCGGACAGUUAGGGAAGUUAGAGAUUAUAGCAUUUAAAGAGAUGUGGAGUAUACUUUGGCUGAUAAUAGCCUUGUUGGCAAGGACACAUGCAGUGUCACGUCCUCCUGGUAUCUACAUUGAGCCUCCGUACGACAUUUACUACAAAGCUGGUGAAACAGUUGAGCUUCCAUGUAAGGCAGAUGGUGAACCUAAACCUUCAUAUGAUUGGAACAGAAAUGAGAUUGUUUUUAAUCCCAGUGGUAAUGAUGACAGAAUUGUACAACUGCCGGAUGCUGGUACUUUGGUUAUCAAUAUGCCAGAAGACAAAGAUGAAGGCAUUUUUCAGUGUUUUGCUAAAAAUGAUUUUGGAAAGUCUGCCAGUAAAAAGGUUAAUUUGAGGCAGGCCAAAUUGGCAAGUUUUGCUUUUGUAAAACCUACUUACCAUACACCAUUUUUGGGAAGACCUUACACACUUCCCUGUGUACCACCAGAAAGUGUUCCUCCUCCCAGUGUCUUCUGGAUAACUAAAACAGCCCAAGGAGGUUUUAAUGUUGUCAAUUAUGACUCCAGAGUCUCCAUGGACAGAGAAUAUCGACUUAGAAUAACCAAUGUGAAGAGAGAAGAUUGGAACAGUGGAAAUCCUUAUGCGUGUAUGGCAAUGAACAAUAUAAUGAGAAGCAACUCUCAGGGUCCCCUUCAUUAUAUAACACCAACUGGAGUAACUGAAGACUUCAUGAAAGUAGAAUACCUUUGGGCUGACCAGGAUGAUAGAUUUGGACUACUGGGGUCGAACUUUUCAGUCAAGUGUAUAUUUUCUGGAAACCCCACUCCUGAUGUGCAUUGGGAGAGAACAGACAAUAAAACAAUGUCUGACAGAGUCAAUACUAAAAGCUUUGCCCAAGAGUUACAGAUAACCAAUUUACAAUUUGAGGACGCUGGAACCUAUGAAUGCUGGGCGACAAACUCUGUCAGCCAAGAUCGAAAAUAUAGGACAUUUAAUAUCAGAGUGAAUGCCAGGCCGUACUUUUUAGAAGAGCCAAAAGAUAUUGAAGUUGGUGUGGGUGCUGAUGUAAUGUUUACAUGCUUAGCUGGUGGUGUUCCUGAACCUUCUAUUGAAUGGUUUGUCAAUGGAGAAUCACUUAAAGAUGUAAGAGAUCCUAGGAUCACCGGGCCAAGAUUCAAACAUCCAGUAGAGACCAAAAUUUUUCUGGAAAAAGUGGAACAAACAGAUCACAUGGUGUUUCAAUGCAAUGCCUCCAACAUCCAUGGCUAUGUCUUUGCUGAUGUUUAUCUCAAUGUCCUGUCUGAAGCUCCUACUAUUAUUACACCCCCUGAGCCAGAAACAGAAACAGCAGAAGGCCAAGAAGUAAUAUUGGUAUGUGAAACAACAGGCAAACCUGACCCAAUCAUCACCUGGUUUAAAGAUGAUGUCCUAAUAACAGGUGGUAGAUACAGGAUAUUAUCUACAGGAUCUCUUGUCAUUAGGGCUGUUGUCUUAGCUGAUGCUGGUCACUAUAAGUGUCAAGCAGAGAACAGGUACAAUGUGACUGAUGCCAGUGGAACACUUGUGGUGCGUCGCAAGACCAGGAUAGAACAAUACCCAUUUGACCUGGAAGUCUAUGCCCAAAGCGAAGCGAAAUUCACAUGUUCUGGCACCACUGAUCCAGAAGAAGUGGAAAAUCUGAAAAUUCUUUGGCAAAAAGAUGGCAAGCCCAUCACAGCUUACGAUCAGAGAAUGACUAUGAAUAGGCAAGACAACUCACUGACCAUAACUGGCACAAUAGUCAGGGAUUCUGGGACUUACACUUGUAUAGCCACCAAUGGUUUAGAUAACCAUACUGCUUCUGCAACUUUGUUGGUCAAAGACAAGCCAGAGCCACCAACCAAUGUACGUUGGCAAUUUUGCAAUAAAAACGCUACCAUCUUGUGGAUGCCUGGCAGCUACAACUAUGCCCCAAUCCAGUACUAUGUUCUACAGUACAAUACUUCAUUCAAUCCUGAUCAGUGGACAUUUGGACUUAAAGUGAAUGCCUCUUUAAGUCAAGUGAACAUGACCUUAUCUCCACAUGUAAACUACACCUUCAGACUUAUUGCUUACAACAAGAUAGGGGCCAGUGACCCUAGUGCCCCCACUCCUUCAGUCUGCUCUACCAAACCAGACAGGCCUUACAGCCACCCUCAGAACCUCCGCACUCUGGGUCACCAGUAUGGAAAGCUUUACAUUGAAUGGACUCCGGUUCCACAAAUCAUGCAAAAUGGUCCUGGGUUUUACUAUGUUUUACAAAUACUCCGUCUGGGGGCGCAGGCAGAAACGCAGAUAGAAAGUAAACCUAUAGAUGACUGGAGGACUAGUCAUUAUGAAAUGAAUUCUGCAAUGAUUUAUGAACCCUAUAGGAUCACAAUUAAAGCCAUUAACAGUGUGGGAGAAGCUUCUGCAGAUCCACCAACAAUAAUUGGUUAUUCAUAUGAAGCCCAACCCACUGUAACCCCAACAAAUUUCUUGGUAGAAGAAGAAGGAGAUACAUACGCCAUUUUCAGUUGGGAGUUUGACAAAUCUGAAGUCAAUAAAACUCAGUCAAGAAUUAGAGGAGAAUUCAAAGGGUUUAAGAUAAUAUUUUGGGAGCAGACUCAGAAAGCACUUACAGUCAGAGAGCAAGACAUUGGUCCAGAUGUAGUGAAGAAUGCAACAGGGAAUACAUUCACUGCUAGAGUAGAGAACAUGGUACCCAAUACUAAGAUGGAGGCCCAGAUAGCUGUCUUGAACAACUACUUUAUAGGUGUACCUACAGAGACCGUAAGGUUCACUACUCAACCCGGAUUUCCUGGUCCUGUGGAACUCUUGCGUAUCAUGAACAUUGGAGAUACACAUGUCAACUUAAUGUGGACAAAUCCAUUUGAAAACAGGGGUGACAUAGAAGGCUUUGAUAUCAGCUAUCGUUUAGUCAAAGGCUUGUAUCUGAGUGAAAUGCAAGACAGAGAGCCACAGAUAGAUGAUCCCCAUACAACCACUGCUUAUUUAAGUGGCUUGAUGCCCAGCUCCAAAUACAGAGUCUACAUCUAUGCCAGGACCGCUAAAGGAAGAGGAGAAGGAUACUUCAUAGAGUUGGUUACAGCUGAUCCUGGAACCCCGCGCAUGCCCCGCUUCUCCAUUGCAAAUGUUGGAGCUAGGAAUAUCAAUGUCACCUGGUGGAUCAAUGAGUUUGCUUUAUCUGGCACAGUUGUCUUUGUGGAAUGGAGGAAACUGGAUGGUCCAGAAUGGUUGCGUUCAACAGAUGAAGUGAUCAACUCAUGGAAGAACAUCAGCAACCUUGAACCUGGUACCACAUAUGAGGUUAGGAUCAAGGCCACAAAUGGAGAAUACAGUGUGGCAUCUGGCAUUGAAGAAGUUAGAACAAGCGGCAUAGCUGUGGCAUUCUCUUUAGCUGGCAAUAUAGGAUGGUUUAUUGGCAUGAUCUUGGCCAUCCUCCUGGUGAUAGGUUUGAUUGUCCUUUUCAUCCUGUGCUACAAACGUGGCUUCCGAUUCUCCCCUCGAGACAAGCAGAGCUACUACGAUGGUGCUGACACGUCUCGUGAGCAUUACUCCGGUACAUAUGAUAGGAUGGUGCUUAAGAAAGAUACGACCUACGUUGCCAGAGGUUCUGAACAGUUUGGUCCAGAGCCUAAAGGAUACAACAAUGACUACUAUGAUGACAGAGACUACCACAACUAUGAAGAAGGUGAUGAUGGUGGAUUUGAAAAGAAGCCUCCAAGCUACACUAGCGAAGAGAAAGAUUAUGAAGCUGAUAAAUACCACCCUAACAACAGAGAGUACGAGGAUUAUGAUAGAGAACCCAGAGACGGCUACGAUGAGGAUCAGUAUGACCCUGACUUUGAACCAGGGGAGCCCAACAAGUUUGAUAAGAGGGGAGCACCCCGUGAGCGCUAUGACCACAGCAACCAUUCCCAAGAUGACUAUCCAGAUGACCGCAACUACUAUGAUGAUGAGCAUGGCUAUGAUCAUGAAGAUGAUCGCUAUGAUGAUAGACGUGGCUACGAUGAUAGACGUGGUUAUGACGACAGGCGUGACGUUCGACCUGGCCGCAGGGAUCGACGUGGUUAUGAUGACAGUCGUGACAGCUAUGAUGACAGAUACACACCUAGUGUCACCUCCAGUAAGUCUGGUAGUGUUGCUAAGCCCUCUUCAUCAACAUUUGUUUAACAGUCUGCCACUCAGCUAUAUUUCUUAAAGCAAGUAAAAAUGAAUUGCAGCCUUUUUGCUCAGCUAUCUUUUCAUGCAUUGUCGAAUAUUUUUAUUUCUUAUUUACAAACUCAAUACUAAAUUUAUUUACAUUAAAAAAUUUUUUUUUAUUUAUUAAAGAACAAGGUGCAGACAUUUUAUUCUACAAUUAUGCUAGAUCUGAUAUGUAUAUAUCCUAAGUUUGUUUCUUUUAAUGCUAAUACUCGGCUGUGUGCAAACUUUGAGGUUAAUUUCAUCAAAUGUUGAAUUUACCAAAUGUUGAACAUCUCCAGCCUACUCAGUUCAAAAGAAUGUACAGUAAAUAUUUUUAUACUUGUUUUGUUUUUUUUUUUAAUGACAAGAAAUAACUCUCCACUGCAAAUAUAAAUCUUUUGAUGAAAUUUUUACAGCCUUUUUUCUCUCCCCUUAAAUCACUCACUAUUCUGCUGUAUUGUUCUCCACUUCAAAAAUAUAAAUUUUUAUGUUCCAUUUAUUUAAAUAUUCUUUUCCUAUUUGUAUAUAAAGAUGUGUGUAUUUUAUAUGACAUUUCCUGAAUUUGUAAGAGCUAGUAGCAGGAGUCCGUAUUGUUUGAAUUUGGCUGUCUUGUUGAAAAACUUUCCUACAAAGUAAUACAGUUAUAGUUUAUGUGAACAUCUUUGUUGUACUGAUUUCUGAGACUCCUAGACUGAUGUGAUUGUCUCUAAGAGUCCCUAAAGAUGUUAGAACAUUUGUUUUCACGUGUAAAUACACAAGAAUCAUGUUUGUUACUGUGUUUUUAAACAUUCCAUUUAAUUUCAAAUGUAUGGUAUGAACUGUCAUUUGUAUGACUGUAUGAAAGGGGAACUCCACAAUGUGACUUGUUCGUGUCCAAUUUUCAUUUUAUAGAAUUUCUGUUUUCAUAUAAAGUGUUGUUUUUUUUUUUAAAUCAUCAAAUAUCAGCUUAUUUGUACAAAGAAUUUUGUCUGUAUCAUAAGGCAAUGAUAAUAUGUAGGUAUAUUAUUUUGACUCAAGUCUAAAAACUUGGUCAGGAAAUAAAUUCAGCUGCUAGCACUUAAGAUUAACAUAAUAAUUGUUUGUAUUCACUUUAAAUGUUCUUGGGCUAUUUCUACAUGAGUUCUGGGUUAAAUAUGCUCACAGUGCCUCUCAUGCAAACAUUCCAUGUACAUUUUAGAUGUUUGAAAAUAAAACACAGAUCCACUGUGCCAUGUACAAACUGAUUUCUAAUAAAUAGAAUAAAUAAACUUCCAGAAUUUAA